Xiphophorus maculatus (southern platyfish) is the source of this 462-nucleotide messenger RNA. Its product is annotated as killer cell lectin-like receptor subfamily B member 1B allele A. The record is from RefSeq and is a predicted model, not a curated record. The transcript is spliced from 3 exons. The coding region runs from base 41 to 352 and encodes 103 amino acids. Lineage: Eukaryota; Metazoa; Chordata; Actinopteri; Cyprinodontiformes; Poeciliidae.
GGUUUCUUUUGAGCAAAGCACCUGGUUUGAUGCUAGGACCAUGUGUGGGUUGAACGGCGCGGAUCUCGUGAUUGUCAAUGAUGAAACAGAACUGAGUUUCUUGUCUGGUCUUGUGGGAACAAGCAGCACAUGGAUCGGCUUGUAUGUCAAUCACAAUGUCUACUCUCACGCUCUGGUGUGGGUGGAUGGAAGCAUCAUGGCCUAUAGACCCAAUCAUUUUCUUUACUAUGAGACCAGUGAGGACAGCUGCAUGUACAUGAAGUCAAGUGGGUACUACUCAAGCAUUUGCAACCAAAACUAUGGUUGGAUAUGUGAGAAGAAGUUGGAAAAAAUGUCCUACUUCCAUGCAUAAGUAAAAAUUUUGCCAAGAAAUCUUCCACUUAUUUUAUGUAGAGACUUAUCCCAACCCUAACAUUAGCAAUAAUCAUUAAUCAUUGGGUGUUUAAUGUCUGUUUUAACAAU